This is a messenger RNA of Penicillium cinerascens, 897 nucleotides long. RefSeq lists its product as uncharacterized. The record is from RefSeq and is a predicted model, not a curated record. The transcript has 2 exons. Gene Ontology annotation, biological process: spindle pole body duplication; protein import into nucleus. Lineage: Eukaryota; Fungi; Ascomycota; Eurotiomycetes; Eurotiales; Aspergillaceae. Bases 1 to 792 code for a protein of 263 amino acids. Gene Ontology annotation, cellular component: nuclear pore transmembrane ring; nuclear outer membrane.
AUGGCUACGCAAGCUGCUCCCUCGACUCCCAAAGCUGCAGCAAUCGCGGCUCCUGCCUCGGAAGGGUCUGGUACACCGGGCAAAUGGCGUCAUCCACAACUCAAUGAGAUUGUGAGGCGUCAGAAUGCCGCGACAUUCGGCGACAAGGAUGUUAAGAGGUUACUAUGGAACGGAGCUGCUUUGGUGACGACUUGGCUCUUUGGGAACACCUUCAAAACCUACGCACGUCUCAUUUUCGAGACCAAACCCUUCUACCACGAGCUUUCACUCCUACUACUCCAGCUCUUCUUCGCCUUGAAUAUUUUCCUGGCUCUCUACCCUCUCUACAGACCCAAGGACGACCUUUCGGACAUUCCCCUUACCCCCACCCAGCGUGCUCUGUUGGGCCUGGACCCUACUGCUACACCACCCGCCACCCCCGGAACCACAUAUGUCACCCCUCCGAGAUACCGAAUGUCCACUUCACGCAAGGCCAGCCCUGCAAGCCGACAGACUUCUCCAAUGUCUGCGACCCCGACCCUUUCCGAGCGACUGGUUUCCUCAGGACCCUCGUUCUCGCCCGCGUCUAGCCCGCUGUUCCACAAAGCAGUCGCAAAUGGAGGCAGAGACACCGGCCGGAGACAGAGCUUUGGGUCAUCGUCACCUCUUGGUCGGAGCAAUUCAUUUGGGGAGUCCAGCAUUGGACCUAGCACCCCUUCUCCACUAGGUGGCAAGCGAGCGAGUCUGGGAGUGAGCAACCGGUGGCUGUAUGAGAGAAGUCGACGACUCUCUGCUAGCAAUGGGGCUCAUUGAUUUUCUUUUUCUGUAUCCAAUACUGGGCUGGGCGGCAUGGAGUUUGUAGCAUACGGUUUCUGAGCGAUUUCUUCAUAAUGAACUGGAAGAAUAUCCAAAUUAUCC